Messenger RNA from Brassica napus (rape), 723 nucleotides. RefSeq lists its product as uncharacterized. Gene Ontology annotation, molecular function: protein binding; iron ion binding. The transcript has 5 exons. The coding region runs from base 61 to 624 and encodes 187 amino acids. Lineage: Eukaryota; Viridiplantae; Streptophyta; Magnoliopsida; Brassicales; Brassicaceae. The record is from RefSeq and is a predicted model, not a curated record.
UUUUUUGAGGAAGAUGAGAAGAGUGUUGUAAGAGUGGACCGUGCAUAGCACACGAAAAUAAUGCGAUUACCACGAAAAGGUUAUCCAUUAGGAGGUCUUGGACAGAAGCAAGGCGGUGGAGUUGUCAUCACCGGUGUGGAAGGAGGUGGGAACGCAGCAAAAGCUGGGCUUAAAUCUGGAGAUCAAGUUCUGUACACAAGCAGCUUCUUUGGAGAUGAGCUUUGGCCUGCUGAUAAGUUGCGCUUCACUAAAACCGCUAUUCAGGCCAAACCUGAUUCUGUCUACUUUGUUGUCAGCAGAGGCGCAGAAGUUGAUGUCAAGAAACUAAAUAAGCGUUCGGCUCCUCCACGGUUUGGAAGAAAGUUAACCGAGACUCAGAAGGCAAGAGCUACUCACAUUUGUCUUGAUUGUGGAUUCAUAUACACUUUACCCAAACCUUUUGAUGAACAGCCGGAAACAUAUGUGUGUCCUCAAUGUAUUGCACCAAAGAAAAGGUUUGCGAGGUAUGACGUGAACACAGGGAAGGCCAUUGGAGGAGGACUGCCUCCCAUCGGUGUUAUUGUUGGCUUAUUAGCCGGUCUUGGUGCUGUUGGGGCUUUGCUUGUGUAUGGUAGUCUUCAGUGACGUUUCUAUAAUCUGUCUAUCAAACAAGUAGCUUUGUGAUUAUAAACCGAGAAUGAAUGUUAUGACGUCAAUUUGAUAAUUUAAUUUAAUUUCAGAUAA